AUGACUAUUAUCAAUCAAACUCAAGUUAACACCACCUUAGAUAUGCAGCGUCAGGGCAUUCUGGCAUUGGUGUUAUUUUCCACUAUGACAACAUUACCAUGCUGUGUGUUUCUUUUCAUCAAUCUGACAAUGUUAUACACUUUAAGGAGUAAAGUGGUGUUUGUAGAGACCUCUCGAUACAUUCUUCUUUUUAACCUCCUGUUUGCAGACACAACUCAGCUGGCACAGAGUCAGUCGAUGUUUUUGCUUUCCACUACCAGAGUAACAAUGUCUUAUUCUGUGUGUGUCGGUUUAACCCUCCUCAGCUUUCUCACUAUUAGUGUUUCUAUCAUCACGCUGGUUAUCAUGUGUUUAGAGAGAUACAUUGCUGUGUGCUAUCCUCUAAGACAUAGUGCUAUCAUCACCACCAGGAACACAGGAUGGGUUAUUUGUGUUAUUUGGUGUGUCAGUUUAUUUCAUGUAAUUACACAACUAAGUUUAAUAUUAAGGUUUUCAUUUCCAGACCUGCAGCUCACACAGAUGAUAGAUUUCUGUGGGAAGGAGAGUAUUUUUCUUGAUCCAGCAUCUGAUCUUUAUUACAGAACUUUUACUUAUUUUCUGUUUGUGUUAGGAGGUGUAACUGUUUUUGUCACCUAUACUGGUAUCAUAGUAGCAGCUCACUCAGCCUCCACUGACAAAGCAUCAGCAAGCAAAGCUCGAAGGACCCUGCUGCUGCAUCUGCUGCAAAUGGGCCUCACAGUGUCCUCAACAAUAUACAUCUCAUUGCUUAUAGCCAUUUCAAAGCAUGUAGGGAGACUUGAAGCCAUGCGUAUCCAGGUUUUUCUUUAUGUCUGUAUCAUUAUUUUCCCCAAAUGUCUGAGUUCAUUAAUCUAUGGCCUCAGAGACCAGACGAUCAGACCUAUUCUAAUGCUGAACCUUUGCUGUCAGUGGAGAGGGUCAGUCUCCAUGGCUGUAGUGCUGACACAUAAAAAUAUCAGAGUAUAUGUUUCUUAA
Molecule: messenger RNA, 993 nt
Organism: Cyprinodon variegatus (sheepshead minnow)
Lineage: Eukaryota; Metazoa; Chordata; Actinopteri; Cyprinodontiformes; Cyprinodontidae
Product: olfactory receptor 1571-like
Exons: 1
Coding region: 1-993 (330 amino acids)
Biological process (GO): G protein-coupled receptor signaling pathway
Cellular component (GO): membrane
Molecular function (GO): G protein-coupled receptor activity
Source: RefSeq, a predicted model, not a curated record